CUAAUCAAUGUUGCACAAUGUCUCCAGUGUAUUCGAUCGUUAGUCUAUGCGGUGCAAUGCUCUCACAUAUUUAAUCCCGCGUUGCUCUCUUAAAUUUGAAGCUUUAUCCCAGGCUGUUAAGUGGAACUCAACUGCACAUCUGACCAUAUGGCUUCAUCAUCAUCAUCAACGCAAACUGGCAAAGCCAGCACGAGAGAGGACUUAUUGUCCGUUCUGAGAGGCCAAAGCCUUAGAGUCCCGGACUUGGCUCUGAUGCAUGCCGGAUGGCCGAAAGACAUGAAUCCGCACGUGGAGGUCAUAGACGUUAAGAUCCUCCAGUUGAUUGAAACACAUGCUGUCAACGAAACGGUACGCUCGCGUCUGACCAAAGCUAACCUGUCGGAGCAACUGGCGGGCUGGUACCCGUACGCCUCCCGCGAAAAGCUAGUGGUCUUGACAUCCUUUCAAGUCUGGAUGUUUAUCAUCGACGACCUUCUCGAUCAAUAUUCCAUCGUCGAGCAGUUCGAUUACAAUAAGCUGCAGGCCCUACUGGAUGACUGCGAAGACUAUGUCGAGAAAAGCCUUGGUGUAUCAAGCCAGGAGGUAGAGCCGUCGACUCAUUAUCUAGACCACGAUGCUGUACUGUCAUUUGAGGAGUACGCCUCAACGGUUCGUCGUAUUUACAGGGACAAUCCGAGUUACCGAAAGCGCGUAGCGAAAGAGGCUAUUGCUACCCUGAGAGCAUACCAAAAGGAAGCUUUUAAUCGAAGAAAUGCCCAUCUUCCUUCUCUAGACGAAUAUCUCGGCUACCGGGAUGCAUCUUGUUGUAUGAAGCAAGUGGUGGCCAACAUCGAGUUCGCCAAUGGACUUGACUUGCCUGAGUACGUCAUGGAAUCUAAGGAGAUUCGCGAUCUAUACGAAGCGGCCGUCGCUGUUAUGUGGAUCACGAAUGACAUAGUGAGCGUGCGAAAAGAGAUACGAGAAGGGUUCGUCGAGAACAUCGUGGUGUUGUUGGCGCAUGGCAAUAUGCAACGAGGACUUGAUGCGUCGCUCGACAGGCUUCAAGUUGAGAUCGAUAGAGUGAACAAAGCUUCUGAUGACGCUGCGAGUCGAUUUGCCGGCGAGACUUUUGAGCGCGACAUCGUCUUGCUGGCGAAGAACUGCAAGAAUAUGUGCCUGAGCAGUUGGUUUUGGAGGUAAGUCCAUUUGUGUCCAAUUCUAGUGCCGCAACUGACAAAACAGCGUCAAAACCCCAAGAUAUUGUCUGCACGAUAUAGAACCGGAUGCGAAUGGGGGCUUUAACUUCACGAUUGAUCAAAUUGCCGAGGGGACAUCGUGAGUUCGUUGGGCCGUGAUAUUUCCGGGUUAACCAUCACAUUCAGUCGCUUAACAAGG
Molecule: messenger RNA, 1374 nt
Organism: Fusarium oxysporum Fo47
Lineage: Eukaryota; Fungi; Ascomycota; Sordariomycetes; Hypocreales; Nectriaceae
Product: isoprenoid synthase domain-containing protein
Exons: 2
Coding region: 148-1179 (343 amino acids)
Source: RefSeq, a predicted model, not a curated record